Molecule: messenger RNA, 2341 nt
Organism: Labeo rohita (rohu)
Lineage: Eukaryota; Metazoa; Chordata; Actinopteri; Cypriniformes; Cyprinidae
Gene: slc23a4
Product: solute carrier family 23 member 4
Exons: 13
Coding region: 163-2022 (619 amino acids)
Biological process (GO): transmembrane transport
Cellular component (GO): membrane
Molecular function (GO): transmembrane transporter activity
Source: RefSeq, a predicted model, not a curated record
GUGAAAGAGGUGAAAGAUCACAUGUGCAUUAUCUGAAAAACCUCCUUUCACAAUCAUUAACUACAGGAUGGGACUUUCAAAACAGCGAGAUUCAUUUCUUUCGAGGAAUGUCCGUUAAGAAAUCCCAUUGAGAAUUCUACACUGUCUUCUGCCUCCACACUCAUGGCUCCAGAGAAAACCGGUGACGGGUUGGAGAAUUAUGCAUUUACUGUUGAUGGUGUAGACCAUUUCUGUGAGUUACCAGAGAAUAAAAAUGGAAGCGAUCGUUUCUCAGAGGAGGGAGACAGUAAUAAGCUGGCAUAUUGUGUCACUGAUAUUCCACCAUGGUACCUUUGCAUCUUUUUGGGGAUUCAGCACUAUCUUACAGCUUUUGGUGGCAUCAUAGCCAUUCCUCUGAUACUGUCCCAGGGCCUCUGUCUACAGCAUGACAGCCUUACGCAAAGUCAUCUUAUCAGCACUAUCUUCUUCGUGUCGGGGGUGUGCACCUUACUGCAGGUUACUUUUGGAGUGAGGUUACCCAUUCUCCAGGGUGGAACUUUUGCACUCCUGUCGCCCACCAUGGCUUUGUUAUCAAUGCCUGAAUGGACCUGUCCAGCUUGGACACAGAACGCCAGCCUGGUCAACACCUCCUCACCUGAGUUCAUUGAUGUUUGGCAAAGUCGAAUGCAAGUGCUCCAAGGCUCAAUCAUGGUGGGCUCGUUAUUCCAAGUGGUGGUGGGAUUCUCUGGUCUAAUUGGCCUGUUCAUGCGUUUCAUUGGCCCUUUGACCAUCGCACCAACUAUUUCACUAAUCGGCCUAUCGCUGUUUGACUCCGCUGGCAUGAACGCAGGACACCACUGGGGAAUCUCUUGCAUGACGACGUGUUUGAUUGUGAUUUUCUCGCAGUAUCUUCGCCACAUUGCCAUCCCCUUCCCCAAAUACAGUAAAGCCAAGAAGUUUCACACCAGCAGGGUUUACGUAUUUCAGAUUCUGCCUGUGCUGCUAGGAAUCACUCUGUCUUGGUUGAUUUGCUACCUGCUGACGGUCUACAAUGUCCUGCCCUCAGACCCUGAUAAAUAUGGCUAUCUAGCUCGGACUGACAUUAAAGGAGAUGUUAUAGGCAGGGCGCCUUGGUUCAGAUUUCCUUAUCCGGGUCAAUGGGGAGUGCCAACUGUUAGUCUGGCAGGAGUUUUUGGAAUCCUGGCAGGGGUCAUAUCCUCCAUGAUUGAGUCAGUGGGUGAUUAUCAUGCUUGUGCCAGGUUAUCUGGCGCCCCACCACCACCAAGACAUGCCAUCAACAGGGGCAUCGGCAUUGAAGGCAUUGGGUGUCUGCUGGCAGGUGCCUGGGGAACAGGCAACGGCACCACCUCCUACAGUGAGAACAUAGGAGCCUUGGGUAUCACUAAGGUUGGUAGUCGCAUGGUGAUUGUGUGCAGUGGCUUUGUAAUGAUUAUUAUGGGAAUCUUUGGAAAAAUUGGAGCCAUAUUUACUACAAUACCAACACCUGUUAUUGGAGGAAUGUUUUUGGUCAUGUUCGGGGUCAUUACGGCUGCUGGCGUUUCAAGUCUACAGUAUACAGACAUGAACUCUUCACGCAACAUCUUCAUCUUUGGAUUCUCCAUGUUCACUGGGCUUACUAUACCCAACUGGAUAAUAAAAAACCCCACAUCCAUAGCAACAGGAGUUGUCGAACUGGACCACGUGCUUCAAGUGCUUCUGACAACCAGUAUGUUUGUUGGAGGAUUUUUUGGAUUUCUCCUUGAUAACACAAUACCUGGAACGAAACGUGAACGAGGAAUUACUGCAUGGAAAAAUGCCCACCAAAACGAGUCAGACAAGACUUUAGAAAGUGAUGACGUUUACGGGCUGCCCUUUGGAAUUAAUAGCUGCCUCUCCUCCUUCACAUGGACCAAAUAUGUGCCCUUCUGUCCUACGCACAAAGUCAGCAGACAGGACAACACGCCAUCCAGUUUGGAUUCUUUGGACACCAAAACAGAGCCUAACAACGAUGAUACGCACAUUAUAGCGGGGGUGGCACUAUAGUCUGUGAUAGGGACUUUUAUCUUUAAUGAGUGACAAUUAGUUCAAUGUAGAAAAGGCUCUUAAUUCGGUGACUCUUAAGUCACAUCCAGAGGUAUGGACUGAACUGAGAAGGCAGCUACCCCCCAUGCACUUAAUUUAAUUUUAUCUUAAUUUUAUUUAAUCUGAAGCAGUACUGUGCAAAUUUAUAUCUAUAUUUCUAUCUCUAUGAAUUAUCUGUAAACAUAAUGUUAACGUGAAUUAUUUUAGUGUUUUUUUUUUAACUCUUAAUUUUUAGUCUUAUUCUCUCCCUCUGAAGAAACAAUAAAAAACUGAAUAUAUA